This is a messenger RNA of Coregonus clupeaformis (lake whitefish), 1152 nucleotides long. RefSeq names its product GTPase IMAP family member 5-like. The transcript is spliced from 5 exons. Gene Ontology annotation, molecular function: GTP binding. Bases 1 to 1152 code for a protein of 383 amino acids. NCBI's taxonomy places the organism in Eukaryota, Metazoa, Chordata, Actinopteri, Salmoniformes, Salmonidae. The record is from RefSeq and is a predicted model, not a curated record.
AUGGCGGACGCUGCAUCAUUCAGAGACAAAGUCUCGAAUCCAGGGGCCCAGAGACCCAACAGUGUGGAGAUAUUGCCCCCUGCGAUGUCUGAAAGUGCUACAGAGCUAAGGAUUGUGCUGCUCGGCAAGAAUGGCUCUGAGAAGAGUGCUGUUGGAAACUUCAUCCUGGAAAGAGGGGCAUUUGACCCCAACUAUGUACAAAACCACUGUGAGAGAGCCAGGGGUCACGUGGAGGGAAGACACAUAGCUGUGAUCAACACUCCAGACCUGUUAGACCCUCACAUCUCACAUGACAAACUCUCAGAGGAACUGCGUUGGUGUGUCACUCUGUCUGACCCAGGACCUCAUGUGUUCCUGUUGGUCCUGCAGCCUGAGGAGUUCACACAACAAGAGGGAGACAGAAUCAGGAAAAUUCUACACACCCUCAGUGACCGGUCCUUUAACUACUCAAUGGUACUGACAACUCAUGAAGAAAAGAGGGGACACAUGCAUGAUGAUCACCCUCUGAAUCAGAUGGUCAGCGCCUGUAGAGGGAGGCAGCACCUCAGUGACCGCUCUCAACUUAUGGCAGAUGUUGACAAGAUUGUAAAGGAGAAUGGAGGAGGCUAUCUCACCUGUGAUGUAUCUGAAGAUACUACAAGUGGCAUGGUACAAGGGAAAGAGGAAAUCCACAGGAGGAAAACUGAUUGGAGCCUCAAAUAUUCCUCUGAGGAAGAACUUGGAAAGGAUGUUUUGGAACAAGUGUCUUCACUCAGGAUUGUGCUUCUGGGGAAGAGUGAUGACAAGAAGAAUGUAGUGGGUAACAUGAUCCUAAAGAAACAGGCUUUUAAGUCUAAACAGCAAUGUGAGUCAGCCAGGGGGAAGGUGAAAGGCAAGUCUGUAACUGUUGUAAAGACUCCAGACUUCUUUUCUCCACGUCUGACUGUGGAGUCCCUGAUGCAGGAGAUGGAGAAAUGUAAGUCCCUCUCUGCCCCUGGGCCUCAUGGGAUCCUGCUGGUGUUGAAGCCUGAGGAGUUCACAGAGGAGAACAGAAACACAUUGAAGUUCAUCCUGAGCACAUUUGAAGAGGAGAUGGGAAGACUUCUACAGCCAAUGCCAUACUGGGUCAGAGAGAGUCCAGUCCAAAGUCCAGCUCCUCCUCAGUGUGUGUGA